This is a messenger RNA of Enterobius vermicularis (human pinworm), 2778 nucleotides long. NCBI's taxonomy places the organism in Eukaryota, Metazoa, Nematoda, Chromadorea, Rhabditida, Oxyuridae. The record is from the annotation of a GenBank genome assembly.
AUGAAAAGUUCGCGUCAAAAUUGCUUCAACAAGAUACAGGACGAUCGUUUACCGUUAUUUCCAACUACAGAAUUAGGUGCCGUCUAUGAAGCACUGCAAUGGAACGUCAUACAAAUUGUUAAAGAAAUAAUCGACGUACAACGUUUAAGUGAUUUAUUCUUAAAAUAUGCAAAACUUGGAGAUUCCGAUAGUAUUCGUGAUGCUUUGAGGCAUGCCACUAACGAGGAAAUUAAAGCUUUGGCAUCUGCAAAAGACACUGAUAAGUUAACUUUGUUGCAUCAUGCAUGUCGAUAUGGACAUAGUGAAAUCGUUGAACUACUGGUACAAAAUGGUGCUAAUGUUAAUAGUGAAGAUAAUAAUUUUUUAACCCCAUUACAUUAUGCAGCACGUUAUAACGCCGACAACAGUUCUUUGAAAGUUGAAAAUUUUGUAGGUCUAUCAGAUGCAAUUGACAGGCACCGCUAUCACCCAAUUCUCUUUGAGUUGAUUAAAAAUAAUGGAAAAACAUCGGCGAAAGAUAAAUACGGUCGAACUCCGUUGCAUUAUGCAGCUAUGGAAGGCAAUAUUAGAGCUGCACGAGAACUUAUUACUUUUAACGCCGAUGUCACUGCAAAAGAUCGAAAUGGUAUGACACCGCUGCAUACGGCAGCAGCAUACGGGUCGCUGCUCGUUGUUAGGCUGCUAGUUGAUACUGGAGCUCGAAUUCUAGACACUGAUAGCCAAGGAAACACUGCACUUCAUUUAGCUGCCAAAAGUGGACAUCGAAAAAUUGUACAGACAAUUCUUGAAGCAGAGAAAGAGCAAGUGAUACUUCUAGAGGCGAGAAAUACAUCUGGAGAUAAUGUUUUGCAUGUUGCUGUAGAUGCAAAUUCUAUUGACGUAGUACAGUAUUUGUUGAAAUGUGGUUGUGAUGUCAACGGAAAAGGUGCUAUGAAAAAUACAGCUUUACAUUCAGCAGCAAGUAAAGGUUACCGUGACAUUGUCGAAGUUCUUUUAAAAGAAAUACUAUUGGAGUCUAAAAAAACCUUGAUGAAUGUUCAGACGUCGGAUACUGAUCACGAGCUUGCAUUAGCAAAACGCGAAGUACUGGAAGCUCAAGAUAAAAAUGGAGCUACACCACUUCUUGUGGCAGCAUCAAAAAGACGUUGGGAAACUGUACGGUAUUUAUUGGAGGUUGUUUGUACCAAGUUUAGUAAAGCAGAAAAGAACGCAUUUGUGAACAGCUGUAACAGUGAUUUGGAAACACCAAUGCAUAUCGCUGCUGCAUGUGGUCACUUGAAGAUUUGUGAAAUGUUGUACGAUCACCACGCGUCAUUUACAUCGAUUAACAAAGACAAAGAAACACCGAUACAUUAUGCUGCGAAAGAAGGAAAAACUGAGGUGGUAAGUAAACUGUUGGAAUGGGACAGAAAAAUUGUCGGAGAUACUAACAUAGAUUUGAAUACACCUCUUCAUCUCGCUGCUAUGAAAGGUCACACUCAGGUUGUCGAGGUACUUUUGGACGCUGGAGCUGAAAUGAUGAUAGCUAACAUCUAUGAACAAAUGCCAUUGGAUUGUGCAGUUCACGAAGGAAGACUCCCUGUUGUUGAAUUGCUUCUAAAACGUGGUGCUGCAACAGAAUCGCCAUGGAAAUGGGUUGAGACGCCGUUACACAGAGCUGCCGAUAAAGGUUAUGCAGAAAUCGUAAGAACUUUGCUGCGUCAUAAAGCACAAAUCGACAGAUUCGACAAAUAUGGCAGAACUUGUCUUGACAUUGCAAUUGAGAAUAACCAUCCAGCAUGCUGUAAGGUGAUUCUGGAAGACGAUAAUUGGCAAGCUGUAAUGCGUUCGUCAAGAGAACGAUUUCUGGAAACUUAUGAGACUCCAAUGCGUUCACUGAUUCGAAAGUUCCCAGAUCUUGCUGAACUUGUUUUCAACAAAUGCUUGAAGCUGCAAUAUAUUAAUGACGAAAGAGACUUUAUACUGUGGUGUAACUAUGAAUUUCUUGAUGAUUCUUUGAUGAUAAAAAUGGCCCCAAAACAUCCAGCAGACUGGAUUAAAGGAAAUGCAUUUGAAGAACAGGAGGAAAAUUUUCUCAAGGAAGCUCAACCGUACAGUACAGAUUAUGAUAGCAUAAUAGCAAAUCAUCCUUUGAAAAUAAUGGUGUUUUUGCUUUAUCAACGUCACCUAAAAUUCUUCAGUCCUAAUAAUGCUCUUGAAAUUGCUGUUUACGCUACAUCAAUAAUAGUUGUUAUUGAUUUUAACGAAUGUUCUCGUGCUACUGGCCUUCGAAUGUUAGAGUACCAGGAUAUUUGGUGGAGUUUACUAAAAACGACCGUAAUGAUGACCGGCGAGAUAGAAUAUCAUGAGAUAUUCUUUGACAGUGACUCACCAAAUAAAACAGUAUUUACUCGGCCAUGGAUUAACAUAGCAUUGGUGUUUUUUGUCAUUAUAAUGAUUAUUCUGUUGAUGGAUCUACUGGUUGGUGUGGUCGACAACAUCAAUGUAGAAAAAGAGAAAGCGGAAUUGACUAGUAUUGCUAUUCAGAGUUUAAGCACCAAAUCUAGAAAAGAAAAACGUGAAUUACGAAAGCAGUUGUCAUCGCUCGGCGAAUCCAUAACAAAGACGGAAAAAGCAACCGAGGAAGUUCAAAACGAAUUGCUACUGCUAAAGGAGGCUCUGAAGAAGUCUGAGCGGCAACUGUGGGAAGAAUUGUUGUCGUUGAAGGAGUCUAUAAAUACUCAACUGGUACGACAACAGCAGACACUUGCCAUUAUUUCCAAUCAACUGAAUACUUGA